AUGGGUGUCCCUAAGCUCAUCUUCGGCGCUGCUUCCUUUGGCAUGAACUUUGUCACUCCUGAAGAUGUACAGGAAGUUCUCAAUUAUCUCAAAGAGAACAACAUCACCCACCUCGACACUGCCGGCAGAUACCCUCCUACUUCGCCUGGGCGCUCUGAGGAACUGGUCGGCGAGACCAAAGCUGUCACUCAGGGCUUCACUAUCGACACUAAGAUCCUCACGUUGUCUCCGGAUCACCGUGGCGAGUUGAAAAGGUCUGCAAUUGAAAAGUCCAUCAACACCAGUUUGCAGCGCAUGAGUGUCGAGCAGGUCAACACUCUCCACAUCCACUUUCCAGACCUAGAGACCCCAUUGAAAGAACAGGCGGAGACUUUCGACAGUUUGCACAAAGCUGGAAAGUUCAAAAAUCUCGGUGUCUCCAACUUCCAACCAGAGUUCCUGCAGGAAUUCAUCGACAUUUGUGAGGCUAAUGGCUAUAUCAAGCCCACUGUCUACCAGGGCGACUACAGUGCCGUCAAUCGGGGCAUGGAAAAGAAACUCCUCCCAAUCCUGAAGAAACACGGUAUUGCCUACAAUGCAUUUCGAGUCCUGGCCUCUGGCUUUCUGUCCGGCAAACUCACCAAUGGCAACGCCGAAGGCACACGCUUCGAUGGCGAUGGCCCCAUGAACAAAUUCAUGCAGAGCCUUUACAACCAGGAAUUGUUGCACAACGCGCUGAAGCAGCUGGAGAAAACAACACGCACUCUUGGAAUCACAACUAUUGAUGCCGCGCUGCGGUGGGCGUACUACCAUUCUUCACUGGAAGAGAAUGAUGGAAUCAUUCUCGGAGCCAGUUCCAUCAAGCAGAUCAAGUCCAAUGUUGAGAGCAUCAGUCGGGGUCCAUUGCCGCAAGAGUGCCUCGAUACAUUCGAGCGUAUUUGGGAGACAUUGGAGCCAGCGAGAGGAGAUAUUCUGUAA
Molecule: messenger RNA, 957 nt
Organism: Aspergillus chevalieri
Lineage: Eukaryota; Fungi; Ascomycota; Eurotiomycetes; Eurotiales; Aspergillaceae
Product: aldo/keto reductase family protein
Exons: 3
Coding region: 1-957 (318 amino acids)
Molecular function (GO): oxidoreductase activity
Source: RefSeq, a predicted model, not a curated record